GAUUAAAAAGCAACGGACAAGUGGUGUUUAUCCAUUCUGCCAGGAUGAAGUUGCUUGUGUGCGUGUUGCUGACGUUUUUCUGCGCAAACGGAGCAUAUAUUCAGAAUCAUGCUCACCUAGCACCUGUUAUCUUUUCACCUGUUAACCAGGCUUUCAACGAAAGGCUGGAGGAAAGAAUUCUGGGCGGAACUGUGGUACUUGAAAACGAACUGCCAUACAUUGUCGCAAUCUUCUUCCAAGGGAGCAUCAGUGGCGAGAACACGGGAUUUUGCGGGGGUUCUUUGAUUUCUGAACGACAUGUGCUAACUGCUGCUCACUGCGUCAAGGAUUACACCUUCGCCGAAGUCGUUCUUGGGACUCUACAGGCUCUCAACCCUGACAGUCAAGGCUACUUGAAAGUCAGGUCGUCAGAAUUGAAGGCGCAUGAAGCUUUUGAACGACCAAGACUCAACGACGACAUCGCCCUCAUCACUCUUUCGGCUGGAGUUCCCGCUCAAAACAAUAUCCGGCCCAUUCCGUUACCGACUGAGAAUAGUGUGGCCCCUGGAGACAGGGCCGUGGUGGCAGGCUGGGGUAAAAUCAGUGACGAUCCCAAUGGUUACUUGAACGAUAACUUGCUGAAGGCCGAUGUAGUCAUUGCUGAUCUUGAAGUGUGCAGAGGUUCAUACGGAUCAACCUAUAUCAACGAUACAAAACUCUGCGUUGAGACCAACGGGGGUUCAAUUGGCACCUGCCACGGGGAUUCUGGCACUGCUUUGGCCACCGCCCAAGAAUUAGGCUCUGGAAAAGUGCAAAUCGGCGUCAUGUCUUUUGGAUCAUCUGAUGGCUGCGAGUCAGGGUUCCCCAAUGUCUACACCAGGGUCGACAGAUACUUGCAGUGGAUCGCCGACAACGGAGGGCCGUCUGUCCAAGCAUAAUCUAUCUAAAAUAAAUGUUUAAUUUUUCGAAACAGAA
Cloeon dipterum is the source of this 954-nucleotide messenger RNA. Its product is annotated as brachyurin-like. The record is from RefSeq and is a predicted model, not a curated record. Lineage: Eukaryota; Metazoa; Arthropoda; Insecta; Ephemeroptera; Baetidae. The coding region runs from base 45 to 917 and encodes 290 amino acids. Gene Ontology annotation, biological process: proteolysis. Gene Ontology annotation, molecular function: serine-type endopeptidase activity. The transcript has 6 exons.